UUCGACUGUAAAAAUAUUAUAAUGAUCUUUCUGCGGGCGUAUUUUCCAUUAUACGAACGUCACUGCAUGAAACUGCCCUACUCCUUCCAUUAAAUAAGAAUUUGCGACGUUUAAGAAUUUUCAUCUUGAUAAAAAUAGCUCAUAUUCGGUUCUAAUUCAUACCUGGAUAAAAGACUACAGUAUAACUGCUGAAUUUGUGAAAUGUGAAUUUUACACUCGAUUGUAAAGAUAUUAACUUAAUGCGAUUUUAUAACAAUGUGAAUGCGUUAUUUUAGAUUUUAAUUACCUAUCAAUUUUUUCGACCAAUUCGAUUUACCUACCAAUACCUAGCUGAUGCCAAAAUGAAGGCUAAACGUGAUACGAGAUCGAUAUCGUUUUUAACGUAUUGUUUAUUUUUAUUAAUUUUUAAUUUCGGCAGCAUUCGAGACUGCGAGUCGCAAAAUAUUCUAGUUCCUUAUGCUUGGAGAGAUGUUGACUAUUUAUAUCCUAGCGAAACAGAACGCGCUGAAGCUAUUGCGAAUGGCAGUUUUGCGCCAUCGAACGUUGUAGUAAAUGAUGUCGAUGCUUGGCCUGGUGAAUUGAGGAAUGAUAACGCUGCCCAGCAACGUAUUUUUGUAACAACUCCAAGAGUAGCACCAGGAAUUCCUGCAACUUUAUCAACGAUCACAAAUAUACGAAACAACGAGUCAUUCCUGCUGUCUCCAUUUCCAAAUUGGGAAUCUCAGAUUGUCGACGAAGCAUGCAAUGGGCUCGUCUCAGUCGAUAAAAUACACAUUGACAAAUGUGGUCUUUUAUGGAUCACCGACACGAGCGUAACAAACUUGUUCACAGGACCUCGAAGAGUCUGCACGCCAAAAAUUUUAAUUUAUGAUUUGAAAAAUGGCGAUACUUUGGUGGACAGAUACGAAUUCCCAACAGGAGUCUAUCUCGAUCGUAGCAGCUUAACUACAACUGUAACCGACUCCAGAACGGAUACUUGUAGAGAUUCCAUCGCUUACAUUUCCGAUUUAAACGCCUACGGUUUGGUUGUAUUCGACAUGAGCCAGAGGACAAGCUGGAGAGUAAAUCAUAACUAUUUCUUUCCAAAUCCCCUCAAUGGAUUUUUCACCAUCGCAGGGGCAUCUUUCGAUUUAAUGGAUGGUGUUUUUGGAUUAGCUUUAGGACCCAUUCAAACAUCAGGAGAUCGACUCCUAUACUUCCACAGUAUGGCCAGCCUUCGAGAAAGCUGGGUACCAACUUCGGUGCUGAAAAACACCACUUUGAUAACAAACAGAACCGCCAUCAGGCACCUGUUCACAAUCUCGCCCGAAUUUCGCGAAGGUCAAUGCACUCUGGAAGUGAUGACCGAAAGUGGCAUCCUCAUAUACGCCGAUGUAAUCCGAAACGCGAUUGUUUGUUGGAACACAGCAACUCCACCACUUAGAUCAAAUACUCAAGUUAUUUACCAGCACGACGAACACCUACAAUUCAUAAGCGGACUGAAAUUGAAAACCGAUACAUUGUGGAUCGCCACGAAUCGCAUUCAGAAUAUAUUUUCGCCCUCAAAUGCCACCAAUGCCAGGAAUGAAUUUCGUAUGAGGGUUUUGGUCGUUAAAUCCAUCUCGGAAUUGCUUCAGGGCACUAGAUGCGUGUCAUCUGGUCCUAGUCGGUCGCCAGGGUUACCACCUCCAUCGCCACCGAAUCGUUUUGGAGGAAGACCAUACUAAUAGUUUACAAGUGUUCUUGCUGAAGAUCAAGGCAAAGGUUUUCGAAUCAAUGUAAAAACAUCCAACGUUGGGUGAUAAUAUUAACUACGACAAGAUGAGCAGAGCCACUCGUAUGCAGAUAUGUUAAUAUGUAUUUGGUAUUUUCUCGAGUCAUGAAAUGUAAUCCACGGUACAUCUGUUUGUAAAUCAUAACAAAAAAAACACAUAAAUUAGAA
Molecule: messenger RNA, 1921 nt
Organism: Planococcus citri (citrus mealybug)
Lineage: Eukaryota; Metazoa; Arthropoda; Insecta; Hemiptera; Pseudococcidae
Product: protein yellow-like
Exons: 7
Coding region: 342-1706 (454 amino acids)
Cellular component (GO): extracellular region
Source: RefSeq, a predicted model, not a curated record